CUUUAAAUAAUUUAAAAUGCCCGCAUUAUGUAGCAAAUUUAGUACAUUAUUUUCGUGUGUACACACUGUUUUGUUGUCAGCUGUUAAUGUAUCGAUUGCCGAUAUAUUUUUAAUCGCAAUAUUUUGCUUUCAUGCAGCGUCUGUGUGUUUUCCUUUUUGGCGGCAUUAACUAAAUAUUUAAGGAUUUCGGAGAGGCUAACAGUAGAAAUAAAACUUAGUACGAGAAUAGUUCUUAACAUCAACAAUGUCCGACGAUGAUUGUGAUAUAUUCAAUAUGCCAGUUAAACGGCUAAACGUUGUGCCGCAAAAACAUUGUACGGAGGACUUGGAUUCCAAACAAAUUGAUUAUGAUUUUAUAAAGAAACCUACUACAAAAUCUAUUAAGCAAACGGCUCAAAUAAAACCGAAGUCAAAGGCAAAAUCCGGAAAUCGAAAAAAGCAAGAAAAAGAUGAGGAAAAACUUAUUAAUAAUAAUACACAGGAGGUGACAAGCCCAACUCUUGGAGAGGCGCAGGCGCCCAUCUCACGUGCUGAUCUGUCUCCUGUCUCACAGUUGAUUUAUGAGAUGGAGCAGAAACAAGAACGAAUCAAAACCAAAGAAAUGGAAGCGUUACCCGUUGCGAGGCGCACGCGUUCCUCAAUAGGCAAACGACAGCCCACACCAGAGAAGAUAAACGAACUUGAAGUUCCAGCUCCAGCUGUCAUAGCUGUUGUUCCAGCUCGUGCUAAUAAACGUAGUGGACGUGGGCGAAAAGCCACAGCGCAGACUGCAGAAACGAGUAGCUCAACGGCACCGAGAAAUAUGGUUGAGCCAACUAAACGAAAUCGAAGACAAGCGGCUGAAAUUGCGGCUUAUUCCCGGGUCGUGGACUCUAUUGAUCUCGUGUCAGCUGUUGCUCCGCGCGUAGAAGGAUUUAUAAAUCUGGAUUCAGAUGAGGAAAAUGAAACGAGUCCCGCAGAGCCCGAAAAAGCAACGCUAAGUUACGAUGAUGAUAAUCCCAUCAUAGAGAUUAAUUUGAAUUGGCUCGGGGAAAUGCAAGUAUACAAGCUAAGGCAACACCAAAAGUUUUCGCACAUGUUCAAGGAGGUUUCGAAACGCAAUGGGGUACCUGUAGACGAUGUUGUUAUAAAUAUGGAUGAUCUCUUUCUAAACGCAGUAGACUCGCCGCAAAGCGUAGGUCUAAAGGGUUUUCACAUAUUGAGUGGUCGCGCUCUGAAGUCGCAUAAAAAUCAACACAAAGAAGAUGUUAAUCUGAUGGCAAAGCCAAGGAAAUUCCAAUUGAAAAUUCAAAAUGACAAAUGGAAACAACCAUUAAUAAUACCUAUGAAAAAAACAGAAACGUUUAAGAUGCUAUACAUCAAAUGUGCGGAAGAAAUGGAAUGUGAUGUUAAAGACUUCAAGUUGUUCUUUGAUGGCGACUUACUGGAACCUGAUGAUACGCCCAAAAAUCAAGAUAUGGAAGGCAACGAAAUAAUUGAUUAUCGUUCCAAGUGAAGCAAACUCUUA
Molecule: messenger RNA, 1507 nt
Organism: Drosophila hydei
Lineage: Eukaryota; Metazoa; Arthropoda; Insecta; Diptera; Drosophilidae
Gene: Rad60
Exons: 6
Coding region: 245-1495 (416 amino acids)
Biological process (GO): cytokine production; positive regulation of transcription by RNA polymerase II
Source: RefSeq, a predicted model, not a curated record